AUGGGAAGAUUCGUUCUGCUCGGAGCCCUUGCUGGCCUCUACCUUGGCGCAGAGUCCAAGGCUUUGAGAUGGCAGGACGACACCCCAAGCUGGUCCCCUCCCAAGGAGACCAUCGCCGCCAUGGACAUGAUGGAACUCGGCCUCAGUCCGGUACCGACGGCGGCGCCUGACCCGGCCAGCGUCGAGCUCAAGCUGGCCAAACGUGUCAGGGGCGACGAUACUUGUGGUUACAUUUCCGGAAUAUCCACCGACUCCAUCUACUGCGGCGUCGGCUCCUGCGUGAUCAACAGCUUCUACUCCGUCGUAGGCUGCUGUGCUUCUUCAUCAAUGUCGGACUGCAAGAUCGCAACCGCAUGUCUGCCCUCGAGCUCGUCGAGGUUUUACACCAGCAGCGACACUCUCAUGCGUUACUGCUCCUCCUCCGCGCAGCCAGAGUGCAUCACUUACGUCUACUCCGAUGCCAUCUUCUCAAAAUAUACUUUGUAUGAUUGUGCCACCAGCGAGAAGCGCGUUAUAGUCUAUGCAAACCCCACUGAUAGCGCGGCCGCGAAUCCGAGGACAACGGCCCCUGUCAUUGACGAGUCCUCCGUCGUGCCGAGCCCGGUGAGCAGCACCGCCACCCCGGGCCCCAUCACAACUACCGCCGCCCCGGCCCCGGGUGGCGGCGGCGGCUCUUCCACGCCCGUCGGCGCCAUCGUGGGCGGCGUCGUCGGUGGCGUAGCCGCCAUCGCCCUCAUCGUCUUCGGCAUCAUCUUCCUCCUCCGCAAGAAGAAGAAGGACGACCCCAACAACAACCUCAACGGCCAAGCACAUCCCGUCAUGUACAACCCGCAGCAACCCCAACUCGGCCACCAGCAGCAGCAGCAGCCGCCACCGCCACAGAUGUACCAGACCACGAACACGCAGCAGUCGUCCCCCGGAUACGCCCCCAACGGCGCCGGCAACUUCCCGUCCGGGUUCACCCCGGUGCCCGACAAUAGGCAGAGCAUGCUCAAGCAGCCGUACGACGUCACCGCGGCAGGCUACGACCACAACGGCCACAGCCCGAGCCCGCCCGCCAGCCCGCCGCCCAUGAGCCCCUCGCCCACGUACCAGUCCGGCGUCCCGUCGUAUACGCCGUCGUCGCUGGGGAACGGCGGUCCUAGCCCGACGCAAGCCGGAUAUCCCACGCCUCAGCAGCAGCAGCAGCAGCAGCAGCCGCCGCAGCAGGGCUACUACGCGCCGCCCGCCCAGACCCAGCAUCAGCAGACCACCAAGACGACUCACCACGGUCACCAGAGCUUCGCGUCGGAGUUGCCUGCCACGAGGGGUGAUGGUGAGCUGCGUGAGUUGGCCUGA
Molecule: messenger RNA, 1338 nt
Organism: Colletotrichum karsti
Lineage: Eukaryota; Fungi; Ascomycota; Sordariomycetes; Glomerellales; Glomerellaceae
Exons: 3
Coding region: 1-1338 (445 amino acids)
Source: RefSeq, a predicted model, not a curated record